CAAAUACUAAUAGCAACUAGCAACAACAAUAAUACACAAAAAUAAAGUAGCAAAUGGGUUACAACUUACAACAAGGAUAGUAAAGAGCCAUUGGUACACAAGCGACAGAACAAGCAAACCAUGAACCUCCCAAGAUCUCUCUCCGUCACCGUUCCCAACUAUCCCUGCUGAUUUCUCAUCUUUAGCUACUAUGACUUCAUAGUCCUCUUCAUUUCAAUGGAACCUACUGAUAAAGAACAGAAGAUUAUCUCUGUAUUUGGCGACCAAUCGACGAGCGAUGUUGUGGUGAGGCUACGGACGCAAGAAGGUCGAGAGGAAUGGAUGUACUGUCACUCGGCGAUUCUUGUUAAGAAUUGCAAGUAUUUUGCUGACCGGUUGUCUGAGAAUUGGCCGACGUGUCAGAUACUAGGUUCGCGAAACUGUGUUGAUGUUAAUUGCCAAGAAUCGGAUUUCAAUUACUAUGUAAAUGUGAUUAGAUAUCUGUACAUUGUCGAUGAUGAUGAUGAUGAUGAUGAUGAUGGUUCGGUUGAUAAUUUGUGGCAUGGUGUGAGGAAUAAUCUUGGGAGUUUGCAAGUGGCGGUUGAGCUUGAUUGCCCGAAAAUUGUUGCUGCGUGUGUGAGGUACUUGGAAGCGAUGGCGUGGGAAGAGAAUGAAGAGGAGGAGAUAUUGAAGAUUGUACCGAGGAUGGGAUUGCAAGCCGAGCCUAUCCUAGCUAGACUUCAACCGGUAGACCAAUCAGCUAUCAGGAAGGUCUUUCUUUCAGCGUUACGGUUUGCUACAUCGUUCCCUCCAUCUGCAAUGAAUGAUCUGAAAUCGUCAGCGCAAGAGCAACUUGAUUACAUGCUAACUGAGGAUGAUGAUUCCCCUUUGUUGAUUGUUGAUGACAGUAUAAUACUUGGGGUUAAAGAAUGUGUGAAAAGACUAUUUUCCGGGUUUAACAACUCAUUGAUACAUUUGUUAUGUGGUUCAACAGAAUCGAUGUCUGAAGCAGGGAAUGUCUCGUUUCGAUCCUAUAUGACUGAUUUGGCAUGGGUUUGUCAGGUAUUGAGUAAGUUGGAAAUAAUGAGAGAUUUUGUUGAGUGUUGGUUUGAUGCAUCAGAAAAGAUUGUCAAAGUAGUUGAACUAGAAGGUUCUGCAACUGAAGUCAUCGAGAUAAAGCUGCGAGCCGUUGAGAUAACUUCAAAAGUUUUAGAGGCAAUUGCUUAUGGUACUGUUAUACUGCCAACUGCAAAGCGUCUUCAGGUUUUGAAACUGUGGCUUCCGUUUGUGAGGGUUACGAAACCAAUUAUUGACUCUGCCAUGAUGAAUUCUGAGAAUGCCGUGUUGCCUAAAAUGGAUGGAGAAAUGUGGCAAUCAAUGGAAUCCAGUUUUGUCUCUAUCGUUCUUGCAUUGCCAUCAGGGGAUCAGGCAGUGCUUUUAACUGAAUGGUUGGAAAAUGAGCAUAUGCGGUAUCCAGACCUGACCGAGGCAUUUGACGUAUGGUGUUAUAGGUCUAAGGUUGCUAGGAGAAGACUAUCGUUGCUAGAGGAUGAUCAGGUCAUGACAAACUCAGUUUGACGAGUUUCCGAAUUCUGUUCCUCAAGAUUAGAGUACUGAUCUAAAAUUCCUUCCUAGUCAAGGCAUUUAGAAGAGAACAUUUUUCUUUUUUGCGUGUGAAUGGAAUAUUUUUGUAGGAGACAUUUAGGUUGAAAAUAUCUCCAUCUUCAUUCACAUUAAAUCAAUGUAAAUUCCUUUGCAGAAUGUGUACAACAUUAUAGCUCUAACUGUGAAAUGUAGAGAAUGUAUAUUUGAACUGAAUUGGUUCCUAAGUAAGCAAAAUAGUACAAAGCUGACUAAUGCUAAAUAAAUGAUUUUGCUUGAUCUGUUUGAAUUU
Messenger RNA from Vicia villosa (hairy vetch), 1873 nucleotides. RefSeq names its product BTB/POZ domain-containing protein At3g05675. The transcript has 3 exons. The record is from RefSeq and is a predicted model, not a curated record. The coding region runs from base 217 to 1557 and encodes 446 amino acids. NCBI's taxonomy places the organism in Eukaryota, Viridiplantae, Streptophyta, Magnoliopsida, Fabales, Fabaceae.